This is a messenger RNA of Cannabis sativa, 950 nucleotides long. RefSeq lists its product as uncharacterized. The coding region runs from base 284 to 787 and encodes 167 amino acids. NCBI's taxonomy places the organism in Eukaryota, Viridiplantae, Streptophyta, Magnoliopsida, Rosales, Cannabaceae. The transcript is spliced from 4 exons. The record is from RefSeq and is a predicted model, not a curated record.
UUUAUAUGAAAUAAUCUCUUAUUGCUUUAACCUCUGUCUCGUUUUUUGACGGUCUUCUUCUCAUGCCCUCACAACGCCGGUGCCGACCCUAAUUGUUUCCCCUCACUCAUCCAAACAACCUCCAACGCUCUCUCUCUCUCUCUCUCUCUCUCUCUCUCUCUCUCUCUCUCCUUCCAACUUCGAUAAAGUUCAUUGCUCCUCUCUCUCUUUCGGCCUAUUUCUUCUCCUCCCGGCUUGGCGUUCUCUGCUGCCCUCAAUUAUCACAGCUAACUUGGAGGACAGAAUGGAUGCGAAUAUGAAGAAAUUACAAGAAAGUUUAGUUGCGCUUGAGACUGAAGCAGAGCGUCUCUUUUUAGCCCGAAACCAGCUGGUUGAGACUGAUAAGCUAAGAAAUGGAAAUAGAGAAGCACUUACAGCUUUGAGGAAGAGAGCUCGAACGACAAAGACCAGUGUUCCAUCCCCCUUUGAGUCAGUAAUGAAGGAGAUUGGCGUAUCUGGAUCAAGACCUUUGGUAAAGGAAGUAUGCACCACCUGUGGCAGCCACGACUCCACUGAACGCACAUGGAUGAUGUUCCCUGGAACUGAUGUCUUUGCAAGGAUUCCGUUUCAUGCUGCUCAUUCAAUCAUAGAGACAGAUCAAGAACAUCUUGACUUUGAAACCAAGAAACUCCACAGCUAUGUGAAGGAUAAAACUCUGUUGAUAUCAGAAAAAGGUGCACUUGCGGACAAGAUCAGUCCAGCGGUGCUCAAGUCUCUUGUAACCCUUACAGGAAAUAGUAGAAAGUAAGUUACGAUCUUGUUCUUGUAAUAUGAGUUUCAUUUCCAAGCAAGGAAAAAGCGAUUAACAUGUAAAGUCUUCUCCUUUUUUCUUGUUUUGAUGUAGUAACAUGCAAAAUCUUCUUACUUUCUUAAGUUUGUGUUUUUAUUCAAAUGCAUGGCCAAUUACUUUA